Molecule: messenger RNA, 897 nt
Organism: Microthlaspi erraticum
Lineage: Eukaryota; Viridiplantae; Streptophyta; Magnoliopsida; Brassicales; Brassicaceae
Source: the annotation of a GenBank genome assembly
AUGAUGCAGACCUAUCCUCCGCGUACGGAGAAGGAAGCUGAGGCUGUAACGUUGGUGUGGUGGGACAUCUACAGGUGUCCGGUUCCCGAUGACGUUAAUCCUUGUCUGAUCGGUCCGUUUAUAAAAGAGUCGUUGAAGAAACUAGGCUACUGUGGUCCUCUCACCAUCACUGCCAUUGGCAUGCUAACAGAGGUCGACAAUGAAGUCCUGAAAGCCCUCUGUUCCACAGGAGUCUCUCUUUAUCACGUCCCCACAGAAGGUCUUGUGGGUAAUUUGAGCCUCUUGUUAGAUAACUAUCCAGCUCCGGCUAAUCUUAUGGGUAUAUCCCGUGAGGGGCUCUUGGAUGGGUAUCUUGGGAGCUUAAGCUCAAGGCAGUACAACAUUCUUGAGUCACUAUAUCCUGAACGACCCAAAUCCAUCUGCUCCGGCUUUACAAGAACUGAAGGGUGCUACCUCUGGGAAACUUUCCUGGCAGACAUACGGUCGGCUACGCCAGGCUUUACAAGAUGUGAAGUGCCCUCGCUCUCCUUACGGGCAACUUCCCUGGCAAACAUUUGGUCGCCUACGCCAGGAUAUUUACCUUUGGUUCGAGAGCCACCAUUUCCGGGGACGGAAGAAUGGCGAACAAUGGCUGCAGCUGCCUUGUAUUGCGGAUCAUGCUAUUAUAUUGAUCUCCAAGGUUUUCAGAGUUUUGCAAAUCAUCUCGACAGUAAACAACAUGCACUUAAGGACUUGUACUAUCAACCCUUUGGGGGAGCGGUUGCUGCUGAUGACUCUAAAGGGAUGGAUGCUGAUGCCAUCCGAGCAGUGCUCAAAAGAAUUAGAGAAGCUCCAAGAAAGUUAAGUUCUAAUGAAUAUCUUAUUGAAGAUGAAGAUGAAGAUGAAGAUGAAGAUUAA